This is a messenger RNA of Linum trigynum, 1735 nucleotides long. The record is from the annotation of a GenBank genome assembly. Lineage: Eukaryota; Viridiplantae; Streptophyta; Magnoliopsida; Malpighiales; Linaceae.
CUACAUAUGCAAUUACAAGUAGAUGAUUAGUACGUGAUCUCGUCACAAUUGUUAAUAUCACAAUCCUAUUUUUGUUAUUUUGGAUAUUUGUGCGAAAAUAAAAUAAAAGCCUAAUAAAGCCCAUUUUCUGACAGCCCACGAAGAUCAUUGGCCCAGCCCUUAUUCUGUUUCGAAACCUUCUCAUAUCUUUUAACAAGAACAUCGAAUUCUCAACAAGAAACGUCUCUUUCCCUUCUCCUGUUUCGAAACCUUCUCAUAAUCUUUUAAAGUUUUUCUGCCUUACAAUUCGCCGGAUUGGCCCUUGGCGAUCUGUACUUCUUUCCCAAAGGCCAAAGCUUUUGAAAUUGAACUCGCAGCUUGCCAGAAUUCGGAAGGAGCCGCAGUUGUUCGGCGCAGAGACGCGGUGCCUCGUCGAAUAUCCCGAUCUCUUUCUUGGCCGUGGAUUUCAUUUCGACCCGAUUCGGGCUCUUUCCUGCGGUGGUCGGCAGAGGGAUCCGAUUUCUACAUCUGUUUGGCAAAAGGCGCCGCUGAAUUGACACAAUGGUACGGUCUCAAUCGAAUUCUUCGGCGGCGGGGAGGGCAACCUUUUGGGGCUGGUUCUUCAUCUUACUCGGCUGCGUUUCUUUUCUGGGCUUUUUCUUCGCUGCCGUUGUAUCAAAGCUUCUUCCUUUAUCCGAAAAUCCAAUCAUCUCAGCCGUUCAGCAGGAUAGGUAUUACUGCUUCCUUGUGCCAUUGACGCUGCCCAUCCUUAUCGUUGCCGUAUACUUCCACUGGCUAAGUAUGAAGCUUUUCAAGCAUGCUUGAUGUUUUGGCUACAUCCAAGGACGACAUAUGACACCGAAGAACAUCCCAAUUGCCGAGAAAUUCAUAGCCUUCAACAAGGUAAUUUCUCGAAUUCCAUGAAUGGUGAGAUUCGAUUCAUUGGACAAGACAAAUGGCUGUUUGUGGUACAAAUAAGUUGAUCUAUUCCACAGACAAUCGUAGCAGAUUACCAGAGUUCUGUAGAAUUAGGGAACAUGUUGACAAUAUUAUGAGUGUCCAAGAUUUGACUGCACCAUUUAGUACUGAUAACCUGAAGUCAUUUCUGUGUUCAUACAUUGCAUUGCUUACUGCAAACAUAAUCAGAUAUAUAUCAAAAGUGAUGACAAGAGAGAAUUAGUGCUCUCUGCAUACACAAACCAACCAUACCAUCCAUUCCCAAGUUUAAUUUCCAACAUUAUUUGCAGAAAGCAUAUAUGUCAUAGCUAGUCUACCUGUAGCUAGCAUUCGAUCGGGAUCUGCAUUCCGUUUCAGCAAAAACUGUACUGCUCGUACCUAAUACAACAUAUACGGUUACUGACACGAUUCCCACUGGUUCUUCCACCAGCAGGUAUGAAUGUAUGAUGCCCCAAAAGGAAAGCUGUCUUUAGUUGCAGACUUGCAGUAGCAGGAUUCACUACUGAUCGCGGGAGGGACAUAUUGGAUCGAUCUGAGCUGCAGAAGAAGCUGUAAUAUAGCUGGCAGUAAUUAUAGUAAUCAUAUUGGCUAUGGUGAUUAUCAUUAGCAUGACAAACGUUGUUGGUUUCGGCUAUGAAUCAGUGGAAGAAUGGACUAAUACUGCUGCACAUACCAUAUAUAUACACACCUGCCAAGUUGAAGGACAUUGUUGGCCUUCUACUUGUCUAUGUAUUUGAGAUUCUACAAGUUCAGUAACGUUAAAUAUUUUCUUUAUUAUAAACAAAUACAAGGAAUUUUU